UCAACUGAGUUAACUCAACUCAAACUCGUGCGGAGCACCACCAGAGAUCUCUUCUUUCUCAUGGCCUCCUGUCUGAGAGAGGGAAUCAAUAGAGUAAUAAAUUGCAAUAAGCAUUAGAUGCCAAAGCUCCGAUUUUGCCUGCUCAAUUGCAGAGCACGUUGCCACUCUCUUCUAUCUACCACCAUUACAGAGAAAGUAACUAAAUUACAAAAGCUACUAAAAAAACACCUCUCUUCACCAACUACAAAACAAAACACUCUCUAUCUCUCAACUCUCUUUUCUUUUCUUUUAAUUUGCUACCCCUAUCUCUCUCUAUAUAUAUCCUUUCUUUAUAAAAUUCUCUCUCUUUCCAAGAAACACACGCAAAAUAUUCAUUUUUUUCUUUUCUUGCUCCAACUCUUCUUCUUUUUCUCUUUUCCUUUUUUAUUCCAAGUUUAGAGUGUACCCAUCAUAUCAAAGAACUUAUAGCUUUUUUAGUGUUUCGUGCUUGUUCUUCUUUUGUCUGCAUUCAUGGGUUGUUCAACUGAUGAGUAAAUUUUUCCUUUUGAAAAAAAAAAGGAUAAAAUCUUUAUCUCUAUUCUUAUUCUUCUCUCUUUCACUGUUAUAUUAUAUAUACUUUUUUUUUUGGGUGUGUAUUGUGUUGUGUAUUUCUGUGCGAUUGUUAAAUUUUAAACAAGUAUUUACUGGUGAGGGUGGUAUGUUAGCAAAUGGGUCAUUCUUAAAAUCUCUUCAAGAAUGGAUUUUUUAACUUUCUGAAGACUCCAAUCAUGGAUCUGGAAACUGGGUUUUAUCAAAACCAUGUACAGAAAGAAUCAUGGAAAACAGUAUUAACUUUGGCAUACCAAAGUUUAGGAGUCGUGUAUGGAGAUUUAAGCACUUCACCAUUGUAUGUAUACAAGAGCACGUUUGCUGAAGACAUUCAACACUCAGAGACAAAUGAAGAGAUUUUUGGGGUCCUGUCUUUUGUGUUUUGGACGCUUACUUUAGUCCCUUUGCUAAAGUACGUGUUUAUAGUGUUAAGAGCUGAUGAUAAUGGGGAAGGAGGGACUUUUGCUUUGUAUUCUUUGCUGUGUAGACACGCCCGAGUCAACUCACUGCCUAAUUGUCAGGUAGCAGAUGAGGAACUAUACGAGUAUAAGAAGGAUAGUCUUAGUCCAAUACCAAAUUCAAGUUUUGGUGGGAGACUGAAAUCUACUUUGGAGAAACAUAGGGUGUUGCAGAGGUUUUUGCUUGUGUUGGCUUUGAUUGGGACAUGUAUGGUGAUUGGUGAUGGUGUCUUAACCCCUGCUAUCUCUGUAUUUUCUGCUGUUUCUGGUCUUGAGCUUUCCAUGGCAAAGGAGCAUCAUAAAUAUGUAGAAGUUCCAGUCGCAUGCAUCAUACUGGUAGCAUUGUUUGCCCUUCAACAUUAUGGCACCCACAGGGUUGGAUUCUUGUUUGCGCCUGUGGUUCUAACGUGGCUUUUGUGCAUCAGCACCAUUGGGAUAUAUAACAUUGUACACUGGAACCCUCAUGUGUAUCAAGCCUUAUCACCAUAUUAUAUGUACAAGUUCUUGACGAAAACUCAAAGGGGAGGUUGGAUGUCCUUGGGUGGGAUUCUCUUGUGCAUAACAGGCUCAGAAGCUAUGUUUGCUGAUCUUGGACACUUUUCUCAAUUGUCAAUAAAGAUUGCUUUCACCUCUUUGGUGUAUCCAUCUUUGGUUCUUGCAUAUAUGGGGCAAGCUGCCUAUCUAUCCAAGCAUCAUUUUGAAGAUCGUGAUUACCGAAUUGGAUUUUAUGUUUCUGUACCAGGUAAAUUAAGAUGGCCAGUUCUUGUUAUAGCCAUACUUGCCGCAGUAGUGGGAAGCCAAGCUAUUAUCACCGGGACUUUCUCAAUCAUUAAACAAUGUUCGGCUUUGGGUUGCUUCCCUAAAGUAAAAAUCGUCCACACAUCAUCCAAAAUUCAUGGUCAGAUCUAUAUACCAGAGAUUAACUGGACAUUGAUGCUGUUAUGCUUGGCUGUCACUGUUGGUUUCAGAGACACAAGACGCUUGGGCAAUGCUUCAGGUUUGGCAGUUAUAACUGUUAUGCUGGUUACUACCUGCCUAAUGUCUUUGGUUAUUGUCUUAUGCUGGCACAAGAGUGUCUUCCUCGCAUUAUGCUUUGUGUUCUUCUUUGGCGCAAUUGAAGCUCUCUACUUCACUGCUUCCCUCAUAAAGUUCCUAGAAGGGGCCUGGGUGCCUAUUGCACUCUCAUUCAUCUUCUUGAUCAUUAUGUGUGUUUGGCACUAUGGCACACUGAAAAAAUAUGAAUUUGAUGUCCAAAACAAGGUCUCUAUUAACUGGCUAUUAAGUUUGGGGCCCAGCCUUGGUAUUGUGCGUGUCCGGGGAAUUGGCCUCAUACACACUGAGCUUGUGUCUGGAAUUCCAGCAAUCUUCUCUCACUUCGUCACCAACCUUCCAGCAUUUCACCAAGUCCUUGUUUUUCUCUGCAUUAAAUCUGUCCCAGUUCCACAUGUUAGACCUGAGGAGAGGUUUCUAGUUGGUCAUAUUGGUCCUAGAGAAUAUAGACUGUAUAGGUGCAUUGUACGGUAUGGGUACUGUGAUGUCCACAAGGAUGAUAUGGAGUUUGAGAAGGAUCUUGUAUGUAGCAUUGCAGAGUUUAUACGGUCAGAGAGCAUGGAACCCAAUGGUACAAGUAAUGAUAUAGUGAAGGAAGAUGAUAAAAUGACAGUAGUCGGGACUUGUUCUGCGCAUUCAGAUGGAAUCCAAUUGAGUGAGGAUGAAGUUGAUAACAUAGCCAGCACAUCGGAGUUGAGAGAAAUAAGAUCUCCACCGGUGAUCCACCCUAGGAAAAGAGUGAGAUUUAUCAUCCCAGAAAGCCCGAAGAUCGACAGAGUUGCAAGGGAAGAGUUGCAUGAACUCAUGGAAGCAAGGGAAGCUGGGGUUGCUUAUAUGCUAGGGCACUCAUAUAUGAGAGCCAAGCAAGGAUCUAGCAUGAUAAAGAAGCUUGUAAUUAAUUAUGGGUACGAGUUCCUAAGGAGGAACAGCAGGGCAUCUGCAUAUCAGCUAAGUGUACCGCAUGCAUCUACUCUAGAAGUAGGAAUGAUCUACAAUGUCUAAUUUUUGGUUAUACAGGAUAAUACUUUUCUUGUACAUUUUGUAAUAUUGUGCAAUAGAUCAACAGCCACCACAGUUAAAAAUGGUGGAUGAUAGAGCUACCCUA
Messenger RNA from Ricinus communis (castor bean), 3201 nucleotides. Its product is annotated as potassium transporter 6. Gene Ontology annotation, cellular component: membrane. NCBI's taxonomy places the organism in Eukaryota, Viridiplantae, Streptophyta, Magnoliopsida, Malpighiales, Euphorbiaceae. Gene Ontology annotation, molecular function: potassium ion transmembrane transporter activity. The transcript has 8 exons. Gene Ontology annotation, biological process: potassium ion transmembrane transport. The record is from RefSeq and is a predicted model, not a curated record. Bases 768 to 3098 code for a protein of 776 amino acids.